This is a messenger RNA of Lachancea mirantina, 591 nucleotides long. The record is from the annotation of a GenBank genome assembly. NCBI's taxonomy places the organism in Eukaryota, Fungi, Ascomycota, Saccharomycetes, Saccharomycetales, Saccharomycetaceae.
AUGACGACAAUUCAGCCAUUUGAAGCUACCGAUCUAUUGACGCUCAACAAUAUCAAUCUGGAUAUUUUAACGGAGAACUUUCCUCUAGAGUUUUAUUUUGAAUACCUGAUUCUUUGGCCGGAUCUGUUUUUCGAAAGUAGAGAAUUGACCAAAAUAAGGCCUGAUGGGCAACCGGAAAUAUCAGGCUACAUGAUGGCCAAGACAGAGGGGAAAGGUCCCCUUUGGCAUUCGCACAUUACUGCUGUCACAGUAGCUCCCGAAUUCAGACGUAUAUCCUUAGCGUCGGGGUUAUGCACGGCGCUGCAAACUAUCACCGAUGGGGAGCCUCAUAAUGUGAAUUUCAUAGACUUGUUUGUCAAAUGCAAUAACGAUUUGGCCAUAAGGCUGUACGAAAAGUUAGGAUAUAGCGUGUUUCGACGGGUCGUUGGCUACUACAAUUCUCUAGAGGACGGGUAUCCCAAGACUUUGAACAAUAUCCAUUCGAAUAAAGAUGCUUUUGACAUGAGAAGGGCCAUGACUCGUGACGAAGGACACAGCAUACGCAGUGAUGGGAGGAAACACAGGUGCUUUCCACAUGAUGUCAAGUUCUGA